GAGAGACGCAGAGCAGAGCAGAGUGCGAAGCUCGUUCGUUUCUUCUUCUUCUUCUUCGUUUCUUCGACGCUCGAUUAUAAGUAAGGGGACUGUUGGCUAGGAUUUGAAUCAAAUCCUGCGCAAUGUCGACUUUUAAUCUGAAUAGUGAUACAUCGGACGAUAUCGAUUUCUCCAAGUUGCUAGAGAAGCCAAGACCGUUGAAUAUGGAAAGACUGAGAUCACUUGAAGAAAGGUCUCUUACUGAACUAUCCACCUCACCACCACAGCUUAGAAACGGGGAUAACGCUGCUUCUCGUGUCCAAGAUCGCGCCGAUUGUGUGGUUCCACCUAGCGUCGGAUUCAAUACCCCUCGUUCGCUGGCUGGAUUUGAGUCUCAUCCGAUGGUGGGAGAGGCCUGGGAUGCUUUGAGAAGGUCUGUGGUGUACUUCCGUGGACAGCCUGUUGGGACUAUUGCUGCAGUGGAUAACUCCGAGGAGAAGCUCAAUUACGAUCAGGUGUUUGUGAGAGACUUUGUACCAAGUGCUUUAGCAUUCCUGAUGAACGGAGAGCCGGAUAUUGUGAAAAACUUCCUUUUGAAGACUCUUCGUCUUCAGUCAUGGGAGAAAAAGAUUGAUAGAUUCCAGCUUGGUGAAGGAGUCAUGCCUGCUAGCUUCAAGGUUUUUCACGAUCCUGUCAGAAACUAUGAGACGUUGAUAGCUGAUUUUGGCGAGAGCGCAAUUGGAAGAGUGGCGCCGGUUGAUUCUGGAUUCUGGUGGAUUAUUCUGCUCAGGGCCUACACCAAGUCUACUGGAGACUCUUCUCUUGCUGACAUGCCUGAAUGCCAGAAGGGUAUACGUUUGAUACUAAGCCUGUGUCUCUCUGAGGGUUUUGAUACUUUUCCCACUCUCUUAUGCGCUGAUGGUUGCUGUAUGAUUGAUCGUAGGAUGGGAGUUUAUGGUUACCCGAUAGAGAUUCAAGCUCUUUUCUUCAUGUCCUUGAGGUGUGCCUUGCUCCUACUCAAACAUGAAGGAGAAAGUAAAGAAAUGGUGGAACAGAUAGUGAAGCGGCUUCAUGCAUUGAGCUACCACAUGAGGAGCUACUUUUGGCUAGACUUGAAGCAGCUUAAUGACAUUUACCGAUACAAGACAGAGGAAUACUCUCACACUGCUGUCAACAAGUUCAACGUGAUCCCUGACUCUCUUCCAGAAUGGGUCUUCGACUUCAUGCCGCCUCAAGGAGGGUUCUUCAUCGGCAAUGUUAGCCCCGCAAGAAUGGAUUUUCGUUGGUUUGCCCUGGGAAACUGUAUAGCCAUAUUGUCUUCCUUGGCUACUCCUGAACAGUCAACUGCAAUUAUGGAUCUCAUAGAAGCUCGCUGGGAAGAGCUGGUCGGAGAAAUGCCACUCAAAGUUUGCUACCCUGCAAUAGAAAGCCAUGAAUGGAAGAUAGUAACUGGCUGUGACCCCAAAAACACUCGAUGGAGCUACCACAAUGGAGGGUCCUGGCCAGUGCUGCUAUGGGUACUGACGGCUGCUUGUAUCAAAACUGGUCGACCUCAAAUAGCAAGACGAGCGAUUGAAGUAGCGGAAGCUAGGCUUCAUAAAGACAACUGGCCUGAAUACUAUGAUGGAACGGUAGGGAGAUACGUGGGGAAACAAGCGCGUAAAUACCAGACCUGGUCAAUUGCUGGAUACUUAGUGGCCAAGAUGAUGCUGGAAGAUCCGUCACAUGUCGGUAUGGUUGCUCUUGAGGAAGAUAAACAAAUGAAACCCGUUAUGAGAAGGUCCAACUCCUGGACUUGUUGAAAAGUUUGAUCAUCUUGGUCAUGGUAACGUAGGAAAAAGAUGAGCUAAUGCUGAUUAAACUACUCUUUCUUCGUUUUUCAAAUUCCACAUUUACCUGUUUUGCUUUGUAUUUUUAGACUAUGAGAGAUUUAAGCAUCAUAAAAAAGAUUUCAUCUGGUUUAGCUUU
This is a messenger RNA of Brassica oleracea var. oleracea, 1947 nucleotides long. Its product is annotated as probable alkaline/neutral invertase B. Gene Ontology annotation, biological process: sucrose catabolic process. NCBI's taxonomy places the organism in Eukaryota, Viridiplantae, Streptophyta, Magnoliopsida, Brassicales, Brassicaceae. The transcript has 5 exons. Gene Ontology annotation, molecular function: sucrose alpha-glucosidase activity; endo-alpha-N-acetylgalactosaminidase activity. The coding region runs from base 123 to 1781 and encodes 552 amino acids. The record is from RefSeq and is a predicted model, not a curated record.